Messenger RNA from Closterium sp. Naga37s-1, 4785 nucleotides. NCBI's taxonomy places the organism in Eukaryota, Viridiplantae, Streptophyta, Zygnematophyceae, Desmidiales, Closteriaceae. The record is from the annotation of a GenBank genome assembly.
AUGUCUGGUGUUGAAUGCAGCGUAUGGGCUUACCAUGACGCGAGCCUGAUCGACCAUAUUCAUGGGAAGAAGCACAAGCGGAAACAGGCGGAAGCUACACCGAUCACCUCACCACCGUCCAGCGUCACUGGAAGUCCCCCUUGGGAGAAAACUUCCAAGUUGACGCCACCGUGGAAGCUCGUUGGGGAAGGGAAAAACUCCGCCGUGUCUCCUUCCUCCAAGCGUAAAGCGCCUCAUACGAGUGAUGCCUCUAAGCCCGCUGGUGGUGGGUCCAAGCGCCAAAAAAGAGCCAAUGGUCAAGUUGUUGCAGUUACACCGGAUGGUGAGGCGGAUGCACGAGACAUUGUUCCAGAAGCAGCAGCAGAAGAAGAAUCGGAUGAGCCAAGCCGACCUGAGGACUUCGCCCUGGCGUUGUUCAAGUUCACGAAUCUGAUUGGUCGCCGGGGGAAGUGGGAGAAGCAGCUGCUGAAAUGGUCCGAUGGCAGUUCUUGUGAGAAGCACAGUCAGAAGGAGGAGCUGCCAUUGCUUGCAGAUGUCCCCUCCGAGCAUCCAGAGCAGCUCAAGAAGCAACCGGAAGAGGCCAGCGACAAGGAUGUUCCGCAAGAUGACGAUGAUGGUCACAAAGAGAAAGAACCGAAAGGCAUGUCUGGUGCUGAGCCACACUGCACAGAAGAGCCAAUUGAAGUUAAUGCGGAUGUGGAAGAAGCACGUGGAGCUCGCACUGGCGACGACUCUACUCCCGCGCCUGAGCUGCACGAGGCGGCUGCUGGUAGAGCUGAAGACGAAGCGACUGUGAAUGCAGCUGCACCUGCGGUUCCAGUGCCAGAAGCAGCGGCAGGGGUCGACGCCCCUGGAGAAGCCACAGCACCGGCUGCAGUGCCAGCUAAGAGACGGAAAGGAGCUCUGGGAGCUGGUGCAGGGGCAUCUGCAACGAGAGUGUGCUUUCUGUGCCAGCUGCCCAUGAUGGAAGGGCAGGUGGUUGGAGCCCUGUGGAAUGCACGCUUGAAACAAUUUGCCUGCAGCAGCAGGAACCGACACAAGAAGUUCCACAUAUUCCACUCGCACUGCAUAGCGGACUGGGUGGUCUUCUGCUCCGCGGUCGCCAGCACCAGUGUGCCGCCCGCCCUCUGCUGCCCGCUCGAGGCUGACGUGGCGCACCUCCUCUCCUCCAUGCACCGCCACCAAAAGGCACACGCGCCGUCCCUGGGGCCAAGCCGCCAGGCCAGUGGCGCUGCCACACCUGCUGCCGCCGCUGCUGCUGGCAGGGUCACAGGGGCUGCAGCAGCUGCUGCUACUGCUGCUGAGGCUGGCGGUAGUGCUCCUGUGUCUGCCAGUGCUGCUGCUGAAGCGAUUGCGAAUAACCAGCCUGGAGAUGCUCCUCAGUCUAAUGGGGCUGAGCGUGUGGGGCCGGGUGGGGAUGCUGAUGGCAGCAGUGCUAGCAGUGACGAGAAUCAUUCCGACGCGUGGGCGUGGGCUGGCAUCCCAGACGCAAUUCACUCCCCUGCCACCGCUGCUGCUGUUGCAACCUCUGCCCUGGCUGCUGCUGCUGCCACAGGGCCAGUGUCCAGUGAAGAUGCAGCAGUGGUGGCCAUCGUGGCAACAGCUGCUGCGUCGGCUGCUGCGUCCCUGAUGGCUCCACCUCCUGCUCCUCCUGCCUCUGCAUCUGCUAUGUCACAUCUUCUGGGCAAGCGCAGCUCAGCUGACACCGUGGCACAGCAGCCAGGCAAGGCGAAGAGCGGCGUGCCCUCAGCAGUGCCGGCAUCAGCGCCUGUAGCAGCGUCUGGAGCAGCUGGAGCUGCCAGCAAGGGCGUGCCAGGCAAAGGGGCAGAAUCAGAGGCAGCAGUGUCAGUAGGAACAGGAGGAACAGCAGUGCCAGCAACGCCAGCUGCGCCUGAGGGCGCAGAGGCGCUGAAGGGAGUAAAGCUGUUGCCGCUGACUGAGGUUUUCUGUCCGGAGUGCCAGGGCACAGGGCGGUAUGGCCCUCAAAACGCCCUGGAGCACCCCCGCUACCGCCUUGCUCAGGUGUUUGACUGGAUUGUGGCCAUGAUGGUGGCGCGGCAUAAGGCAACCCUUGCACAGAAAGGAAGCGCGGCGAGCAGUGGAGAGCAGGAGGAGGAUGGUGGUGCAGGGAGGACGGCAGAAGUGGGUGCGGCAGACAAGGGAGAUGCCACUAUGGCAGACGCUGAGGGUGCACCAGAGGGCUGCGAGAAGGCACCAAAGGGGGCCGAGGGAGCAUCAGAAGGCGGGGAGAAGACACCAGAGGGCAGGGAGAAUGUGGAGAGGUCAGGUGGCAUGGAGGCGGAUAAGGGCUUGUGUGAUGAGAGGGAGGUGACAGCAGCCGAGGCUGCUCAUCCCCCUCCUGCAGCCAGUCCCUCUCAGGCGGCUCACAGUGCAGCAGUCACUGGGGGAUCCCUUCCAGGGAAUGAAGCAGGCAUGCAGGAUACGGGUGCUGGCAGCAGCAUGGGCGUGGUUGCUGGCAGCACGCUGGCCAGCAAUCCUGUGGAGAGUGCAGCAGAGAAGGGGUCAGAAGGGUGCCGUCUGCGUUUCGCGGACCAAAAUGUACAGAAGACCCCGCACGCGGCUCCCUUCCUUGGCGGAAAUCCGUACUCCCUCGCGUUUAACGUGCAGUCCGCGUCGUCUUUCCAGUCCCACAACGCCGCGCCGUUUCUGUCCGAAAACCAGCACGAGUUUCCCGUUUCCAGCGCGCGCCAAUGCGGACGGAUUCCGUUAGAGCCGCCAGUAACAGAGAACAAUAACAGCAGCAACAGCAACAAUGAUAACACUGAUAACUACGGCGAGAACACAUCCAGCCCUCCGUCUAGAGGCGCGUUCGACCUCCAAACCCCCAACAUGAACUUCGACGCUCCGUGCGACGCGCCGUGCGACGCUGCGACGCGCAUGAUCCGGCUGCCGUACGACCUGCAUCCGCCGGACAUUAACCUGCCUCUCCCCCUCCCCAUGUCCAUGUCCAUGUCCAUGUGCCUCGACCUCGAUCUCGACGCCGCCUCCCCCGCGCACCACCCCGUUGCUGCCUCCCUCCCCGCCAAUGCCGCGCAUCCCGCUGGUGCCGCUCGUCCCGCUCAUCCCACUGAUGACGCUGACGUCGCUGCAGCGGCGGCCGCGAAUUCUCCUGCUCCUGCUGCUGCGGCUGACGCUGUUGCUGCUGCUGGUGUUGCAGCUGGAAUCAAUGGCGCGGUUGGUGGGGAGAGCGGCGUUGGUGGGGAUGCGCGGGACUUCGGGAGUGGUGGGAGGGGGAAUAGCAGCAACAACGUGGGUGGCGCAGAGGGGGAGCAGCGCGGGAUGGAAGAGCGCGAUAGGGCUGGCGAGCUUGGCGGAAACGGCGAGCUGGCGAUUCUGAGGGCUUUCCAGCAGGGCGCGGGAGGGGAGAACGCGGAGAGUGGGUCCGCGGAGGGCGCAGGGGGGGAGGAAGGGGAGAACAGGCGGGAGCAGCAGGCGGAGCAAGGAGUAUCAGAGGAGGGGGGCGGGCAAGAAGCAGGCGCUGAUGCUGGCGGGGAUACUGGCGGAGAUGGUGGGGGAGAUGGGGGCGGGGAUGUUGGCGGAAUGGCCCUCUGGUGGGAUGUAGGUCCGGCGCCGAACCUGGACAUUGAGAUAGCUCCGGUUGGUGCCCCGGCAACCCGGUUUGCACCGAGGCUGAUCUUCAGCCUUGACAGCCACCCACCGUCCACCGCUGCUACUGCUCCUGCCCCUCCUGCUGCACUGAAUGCAAACACCAGAGGAGCUAUAGCCUCCAGACCCACUGUACCCUCCAGAUCUGGUGGUUUCAGGGAGAGUGGGUCGGCCACAGGAGCUGGUGCGGGAGUGGGUGGGAGCAGCUCCGCGUGCACGCACGCCACCAGCACGUGCCACAUGGUGCCGCCAGGAGAGUGCGGCCAGCAGCAGCAGCCGCGGGAGCAGCAGCAGCAACAGCAGCAGCAGCAGCAGCAGCAGCAGCAGCAGCAGCAGCAGCAGCAGCAGCAGCAGCAGCAGCAGCAGCAGCAGCAGCAGCAGCAGCAGCAGCCAGAGCAAGUGCAACAGCAGCCACAGCAGCAGCACAAGCAGCAGCAGCCCAACCAGCAGCAGCUAUGGCUACAGCAGCCGCAAUACACUGCGUCUGCCACUGGUACUGCUUACGGGCAGCAACCAGUAGCACCACGCCUUGCACCUUACCCACGCCCUUCCUCCAUCCACCCGCCUCGGCCCAUCGCAACCCUUGCUCCCUGCCCUUCCCCACCACCAACAGGGGAAACCGCCUUAUCAGCAGCAGCAGCAGCAGCAGCAGCCCCGGCAGCUGAAAACGCAACAGAACGUGGAGAGGAGGCGUUUAUAGCACUGCGCGACAUGGAGAAUGCAUACAUGUGGGCUCUAAAUCGUGGAGAGGAGGCGUUUAUGGUGCAACACGAUGUGGAGAAUGCGUACAUGUGGGCUCUCAGUCGGGGCGAAGAGGCGUUUAUGGUGCAGCACGAUGUGGAGAAUGCGUACAUGUGGGCGCUCAGUGUGCGGCCAGAGCAUGCGCUGGGCAAGAUGCAGCUGCGCUCCUUCAUCAACGGCAACUCCAGGGUGGACGAGCCGUGCUUCCCCUUCCCUGAGAAGGCUGGCUUCGUGCGAUCACACCGCCUGCAGCGGCGGCGCUACAAGGGGCUGGCCAACCCCCUCUGCAUCCACGGCAUUGCACCCGUCCCCGCCCCUGACCUCUCUGCCGUGUCCCCCCACUCGCGCACGCGCUGGGAGGAGAUUACUGGUGAGUUGGUGGCUGUCAGGUGUCGCACACAGGGUGAAACGUCUUAA